Podarcis raffonei (Aeolian wall lizard) is the source of this 2877-nucleotide messenger RNA. RefSeq names its product mucosal vascular addressin cell adhesion molecule 1 (gene MADCAM1). The transcript has 5 exons. Gene Ontology annotation, biological process: leukocyte tethering or rolling; integrin-mediated signaling pathway; positive regulation of lymphocyte migration. Gene Ontology annotation, cellular component: membrane. Gene Ontology annotation, molecular function: integrin binding involved in cell-matrix adhesion. The record is from RefSeq and is a predicted model, not a curated record. NCBI's taxonomy places the organism in Eukaryota, Metazoa, Chordata, Lepidosauria, Squamata, Lacertidae. Bases 176 to 1618 code for a protein of 480 amino acids.
UAAGAGGUCCUGGUGUCAUUGAAUUUCGGGCAGACUUGGAAACUUCACCAGGGUGAGAGUGGCUGUGAGGAAGGAAGGAAGGAACUGCAUUAAUUAAUUUGGAAAGAGACAGGCUGCUGCUGCUGGAAUAAGUCCGUGUAACUGUAGGUAGAGAUAUAACUGAAUUGCAAAGGACAUGGCAACCAUCAACUUGGGACUCCUGUUCAUCUUCGUCAGACUUGGCUGGGGUCUUCCCAGUUCCGUCCUGACAGUCCACCCUCAGAAGGCGCUGGUGGAACUGGGAGGCUCCGUCCGGCUGACCUGCUCCACAGACUGCCCCGGCGGCAAGGUCCAGUGGGAAGGCUUGGACAUUGAGCAGGGAGAAGUCUUCUCCAACAAGACUCACAGCAUCCUCACCAUCGCCAAAGCCACCGUCAGCAUGGAAGGAGCCAAGUUCUGCACAGGACAGUGCAGAGGGACCUCCGGACAGAAGAAGGUGGAUCUGCAGGUGUACUCUUUCCCCGAUGCCUUACAACUGGACUCUGAGCCGAAGAUUAUGAGGACGGGGCAGCCUGCUCGUCUCGUGUGCUCCUUGAGCAAGGUGUACCCUCCAGGCUCCCUGACGCUGACCUGGUUCCGGGGAGAGGAGAGGCUGGAGGCUACGAAGGUGGAAGACGACAUGGAGGAUUUUGAGCAGCAGCUGAUGUUUUAUAGCUCCGUCCUUGAGCUCCCGGCAGCCGCAGAGGAAGCAACCUACAAGUGCGAAGCUACUCUGGAGGUCGAGACGGACACCUUCCGCCAAUCCAGGGUGGCCGUCGUAAACCCCCAAACCACACAGGUGCCCAGUGCUACAGAGGAGGCCACUUUUGCUCUCGUGGCGGAAAGAAUGAGCCGCGUGGCUACUCAGGAGUCGGCCAUCACUGAGCCGCCAGCGACCACCCGGGGCCUUCCCCUUCUCUCCACCGAGCCGUCGACCGCUUCUCCAACCCCAGAACCCCUUCCGGAAACGAGUAGCCCUUCUCCGACGAGGAAUCCUGUUGCGGCAGUGCAGACGAGCUCUCAGAAUUCUGGGGCCGGGGCCAACACCAUGCAAGUCCCUGUCUUGACAUCGACGGAGACCCCAGCGACUUCGCAACCCCCUCGCUUGACACAUGAGCCACCUACCACCACGCCCGUCCCCGCCACGGCCAGCAGCCUCGCCACUCGUGCCGCCGAAAAGCCACGCAGCUCCUCCGCCACCACGGACCCCUCCAGAGACCCCUGUCGCGCAGUCAUCACCCCUGACCCCACCCAAGGCAGCACGGGGGGCACCCUGCGGAUCACGUGCCUCACGGCCGACUGCGGCAAAGACGUCCAGGUCCGGUGGGUGGAGACGCCUGUGGCUAAGUCCCGGUACCGCCAGGAAGAAGCUGAGGGCCGGUCCACCCUGGUUGUGGAGAGCAUCUCCCUGGAGCAUCAAGGAGUCUACCGGUGUGUUGCGAUAGCCAGCCAGCCUCGCAUGGCCAGCUUGACCAUCUCCAUCGUGCCUAAUGCUACUUUCAGCACAGAAACCGCCGUCGCCAUCGGAAGCACCGGCUCCCUGUUGGGGGUUGUCAUUACCGGUUAUGUGGCCCGUCGCUUGUGGCGGAGGCGCGGCUAGGAUCCGGCGGCUCUGCCGACACCCGCCUGUUCCGGCGCUGUUCUCUCUGCAGCAGUUACCGUGUUUUCCCCCUGAAUUUUUCUGGGGCGCCUCUCCUGCCAGCUGCUGCUACUAUAGGGGACCCGCAGGACGACUCGAGAGGUUUCUUUCCGCGCUUCCUGGGGUCACAGAGAAGAGGCAAGUCCAGCAGAGGCACCCUACCACCCCGGCAGAGGGUGGUCGACUUUCCCCACCCACCAAUCCAUAGCUGUCAACUUACAGAUUUGAAAAUAAGGGACCAGCAGCCUCGAAAAUAAGGGAUCAGCAGCCAAAAUAAGGGAUUUUCAAAACACAGGUAGGUUCAACUUCUGAGCCCCUCCGAGCCAAAGGCAGAGAGCCCAGCCAGCAGCCAAACGAAGCCUCAAGCGGUGGUUCCCACAGCGCAGCAACCCGGCAAAGGGGAUGCAGCAAGGAAAACCACCUUCACCUCUCCGCUGGGAAGCGCUGAGCAAAGGCGAGUCCCCAGGCAACACGGCCGAUUGGAUCGGCACAAGGCAUGCAAGCUCCACCCCCCCAGUCGUUCUUAGACUCCUUAUUGGGUGAGCAACGCAGCCAAGCAACACAGUUGGAGCCUCCCUCCUCCCUGGCCGGCAGGGAGGGAGGGAGAGGAGCUGCUUCCUUUGAAACCCGGGAAAUUGAAGGGACAUCUUCAAUAAGGGACAGCAGUGGGACAUGGCGCUGGGAUAAAGGACUUUCCCGCCAAAUAAGGGACAGUUGACAGCUAUGCACCAAUCGACAGGAACAACUUCUGCCAAGACUGAAACCAUACGCCGGAAUCCUAAGGGGUUUAGGAGGUCAUCCGAGUCUAGCUGUCCAGUCAAACGCUGGUCCCUCCUUGACAUUUUUUGAGGCCGCGACCCUAAGCACAGGUUGCUUCUGACCGCGCUUGAAAUUUAGUGAGUUUUGAGCUGGCCUUUUUUAGGGUUGGGGCAGCGGGCAGGAGGCGAACAGAUGCUCCAGAGUUUUGAACACUGCAGAAAAGAGACAGGAGAGAAACUAUCCCUAGAGGUGUGGGCCCAACAUCGCCGCCAUUUCUCCCUCUUUCCCAAAUCUUGGACUCAAGACAUCAAUAGCUGGGUUUGCUGGCUGGCCAACAGACCCCAAGCACAAACCAAAUCAGGUAUUUCUUUGUGGACUUUUAAUUCUCAGGGACGCGGGUGGCGCUGUGGGUUAAACCACAGAGCCUAGGACUUGCCGAUCCGAAGGUCGGCGGUUCGAAU